AUCUCUCCAGUGUGGACAUAAAAUUGGACUUUUUUGUUUCACCCUGCAGGCACUCUUGGGUUCUACAAGUUUUAAAGAGUUAAGAAAAAUAGAUGGAAUGUCUUGGGAAUGUUGGCAGGGGAGGCUGCAAGUCUUCGCUUCACUUUCUCACCCUGGAAUGCCUCUGGAUUUGCGCUGUUCACUAAGUUCUGUUUUGACCUGCCAAAAGAGCCAGUCUACGGGGCAGUCCACCAAGAGGCAGGGAUGUGUGACUAUCUGCACACUGGGGUUUAUUUUUUCCUGGUGCCUGGUGAGUCCCCAGAGACAAGGAGAAAACAUUUUGAUUUAGGAGCCUUCUGCUAAUCCUUGAGGGAAAACAGUCUCUGAAGAUUAGUGAGGGGCGUGGUGAGGGUAGGUAGGGGGAGAGGAGAGCAAGAGGAAGCAGGGUUAUUUGGACUGAAUUUUUUCCUUGCCUGAUUAAAUCUUAGUGGCAUUGGAAUCUGUGUUUCUGAAAGAACACAGCCCUGUAUGUGGGGCCCGAGAGCGGAGGGGCAAAGGCAGGAGGCCCAGGAGCUGGCAUGGCGGCAGGGCUGCCUGACUCUGAGGACAUGCCAUGCAGCUGGGACCUCACUUGCCAGGCACUGAGGACUUGUCGAGGGGGACACUUUCGGGUCCUACUGCUGAUGUUGAAGCCAUGGUGCAUCUCCAGGGCCGUCUACCAGAUGACGGAGGGCCGUCGAUGUCAAGUCCAUCUUCUUGAUGACAGGAAGCUGGAACUCCUAGUUCAGCCCAAGCUUUUGGCCAAGGAGCUUCUUGACCUCGUGGCAUCUCACUUCAACCUGAAGGAGAAGGAAUACUUUGGAAUAGCAUUCACGGAUGAGACGGGACACCUAAACUGGCUUCAACUAGAUCGAAGAGUACUGGAGCACGACUUCCCUAAAAAGUCAGGACCCGUGGUUUUGUACUUUUGUGUCAGGUUCUACAUAGAAAGCAUCUCCUACCUGAAGGACAAUGCCACCAUUGAGCUCUUCUUCCUGAAUGCCAAGUCCUGCAUCUACAAGGAGCUUAUUGAUGUCGACAGUGAAGUGGUGUUUGAAUUGGCCUCCUAUAUUUUACAGGAGGCAAAGGGGGAUUUUUCUAGCAAUGAGGUUGUGAGGAGUGACCUGAAGAAGCUGCCAGCCCUUCCCACCCAAGCUCUGAAGGAGCACCCCUCCCUGGCCUACUGUGAAGACAGAGUAAUUGAGCACUACAAGAAGCUGAAUGGCCAGACAAGAGGUCAAGCAAUCGUGAACUACAUGAGCAUCGUGGAGUCUCUCCCAACCUACGGGGUUCACUAUUAUGCAGUGAAGGACAAGCAGGGGAUACCAUGGUGGCUGGGACUAAGCUACAAAGGAAUCUUCCAGUAUGACUACCAUGAUAAAGUGAAGCCAAGGAAGAUAUUCCAAUGGAGACAACUGGAAAACCUGUAUUUCAGAGAAAAGAAGUUUUCUGUGGAAGUUCAUGACCCCCGCAGGGCUUCGGUGACAAGGAGGACAUUUGGGCACAGUGGCAUUGCAGUGCACACCUGGUAUGCGUGUCCAGCAUUAAUCAAGUCCAUUUGGGCUAUGGCUAUUAGCCAACACCAGUUCUAUCUGGACAGAAAGCAAAGUAAGUCCAAGAUCCAUGCGGCACGAAGUCUGAGCGAGAUUGCCAUUGACCUGACCGAGACUGGGACACUGAAGACCUCAAAGUUGGCCAACAUGGGGAGCAAGGGGAAGAUUAUCAGCGGCAGCAGUGGGAGCCUACUGUCCUCAGGUUCUCAGGAAUCAGAUAGCUCUCAGUCAGCCAAGAAGGACAUGCUGGCUGCCUUGAAAUCCAGGCAGGAGGCUCUGGAGGAAACCCUGCGCCAGAGGCUGGAGGAACUGAAGAGGCUGUGUCUCCGGGAAGCUGAGCUCACUGGCAAGCUGCCAGUUGAAUAUCCCCUGGAUCCAGGGGAGGAACCACCCAUUGUUCGAAGAAGGAUUGGCACAGCCUUCAAGUUGGAUGAACAGAAAGUCCUGCCCAAAGGAGAGGAAGCCGAGUUGGAACGACUGGAACGAGAGUUUGCAAUUCAGUCCCAGAUUACGGAGGCUGCCCGCCGCCUUGCCAGUGACCCCAAUGUCAGCAAAAAACUGAAGAAACAAAGAAAAACCUCUUAUCUGAAUGCACUGAAGAAGCUACAGGAGAUUGAAAAUGCAAUCAAUGAGAACCGCAUCAAGUCUGGGAAAAAACCCACGCAGAGGGCUUCACUGGUCAUAGACGAUGGAAACAUUGCCAGUGAAGAUAGCUCCCUCUCUGAUGCCCUUGUUCUUGAAGAUGAAGACUCUCAGGUCACCAGCACAAUAUCCCCCUUACAGUCUCCUCACAAGGGACUUCCUCCUCGGCCACCAUCGCACAACAGGCCUCCUCCUCCCCAGUCCCUGGAGGGACUCAGGCAGAUGCACUAUCACCGCAACGACUAUGACAAGUCACCCAUAAAGCCCAAAAUGUGGAGUGAGUCCUCUUUGGAUGAGCCUUAUGAGAAGGUCAAGAAACGCUCCUCUCAUGGUCAUUCCGGCAGCCACAAGCGCUUCCCCAGCACAGGAAGCUGUGCUGAAGCAGGAGGAGGAAGCAGCUCCUUACAGAACAGUCCUAUCCGCGGCCUCCCGCACUGGAACUCCCAGUCUAGCAUGCCAUCCACACCAGACCUGCGCGUCCGAAGCCCCCACUACGUCCAUUCCACAAGGUCGGUGGACAUCAGCCCCACGCGACUGCACAGCCUCGCACUGCACUUUAGGCACCGGAGCUCCAGCUUGGAGUCCCAGGGCAAGCUCCUGGGCUCGGAGAACGACACGGGGAGCCCCGACUUCUACACCCCGCGGACUCGUAGCAGCAAUGGCUCAGACCCCAUGGACGACUGUUCAUCGUGCACCAGCCACUCGAGCUCGGAGCACUACUACCCGGCGCAGAUGAACGCCAAUUACUCCACGCUGGCCGAGGACUCGCCGUCCAAGGCGCGGCAGCGGCAGCGGCAGCGGCAGCGGGCUGCGGGCGCGCUGGGCUCGGCGAGCUCGGGCAGCAUGCCCAACCUGGCCGCGCGCGGCGGCGCUGCGGGGCCGGGGGGCGCGGGCGCGGGCGGCGGCGUGUACCUGCACAGCCAGAGCCAGCCCAGCUCGCAGUACCGCAUCAAGGAGUACCCACUGUACAUCGAGGGCAGCGCCACGCCCGUGGUGGUGCGCAGCCUGGAGAGCGACCAGGAGGGCCACUACAGCGUCAAGGCGCAAUUUAAGACCUCCAACUCCUACACGGCCGGAGGCCUGUUCAAGGAGAGCUGGCGUGGUGGCGGAGAUGAGGGCGAUGCGGGCCGCCUGACGCCGUCGCGCUCGCAGAUCUUGAGGACUCCGUCGCUGGGCCGCGAGGGCUCCCACGACAAGGGCGCGGGCCGGGCCGCCGUGUCGGAUGAGCUGCGCCAGUGGUACCAGCGCUCCACGGCCUCGCACAAGGAGCACAGCCGCCUGUCGCACACCAGCUCCACCUCCUCCGACAGCGGCUCGCAGUAUAGCACCUCCUCCCAGAGCACCUUUGUGGCGCACAGCAGGGUCACCAGGAUGCCCCAGAUGUGCAAGGCCACGUCAGCUGCCUUACCUCAAAGCCAGAGAAGCUCAACACCGUCAAGUGAAAUCGGAGCCACCCCCCCAAGCAGUCCCCACCACAUCCUAACCUGGCAGACUGGAGAAGCAACAGAAAACUCGCCCAUUAUGGAUGGGUCUGAGUCUCCACCUCACCAAAGUACUGAUGAAUAGAGGGGCUGCAACGACAGCUGCUUCCUGGAUUCCUCCCCCUACCCAGAACUAGCUGACGUCCAGUGGUAUGGGCAGGAAAAAGCCAAGCCCGGGACCCUCGUGUGAGACAGCCCCGGCCUGAUCUGACCGCCUCGACGCCAUUCUGAGUCACCUCACUGCCUCUCAUUUGCCUUACCCAGACGCACUGUCACCUGCACCAGCUUCGGUCCUCAGCACUUUUUUUCUCCUGUCUCCGCAACCCCUUCACCCUCAAAACCUGACUGAGGAGACAUUCUGGAAGGUUCCGGUCCCACUGUGUGUCCCCUGGCUCUCUUGCCCAGAGAGAGCUAGUCAGCAAUCCUCAAUGGCACCUUGGUGGCUUCCCCUCCUUGGCAGCCCCCAGGCCAGGAACUGUCAGGGAAGCCGACUGGCAUGAAAUUCCUUCAGAUAAGUAGCAUUGGCAGAGAACAGGAAGAUUUACCCACAGAAGGACUAUGAAGCUGCGUCCAGCCUGCCGCCUGUAGGCCAACCAAGCACUUCAAGAAGAGGGUGCCUCGUGGGGAUAUUCAGUUGACACCUGAAAUAUUCCUAAUACAGCUUGGGAGGGAGUGUCUGCGGGGAGAAGUGAGGAAGGUUAACACCCCGAGAUGCACCAGAGGAUCACAAUCAGUUCUACGCUGCCAAAGAGAAACAAACAAAAUAAUUACAUGCAAACAGAAAUAAGAGGGGCCAAGCGGAAGACAUUCUUUCUGCAAUGAAAUUUCUUUUAGAAUCUCAACUGCUUCUGCACACCACAGUGUAAGUCAACCAUUUGUAAAUCAUGUCCUCUGACUCAUCACCCUUGACAGUCCACUUCUUCCUCCGUGAGAGCCUGGAACCCUAACCCAAUGGCAGGGUGAAGAUGAGGGAGUCUUGGCUGGCCUCCCUGACUCAGAAUCUCCAUCAGUCUGGACAUGAAGGAAAACAGACCCUCGGGGAGGAGCAGAGUGUACAAUUAGCCUGGUCUGAGAAGGGGGCUCAGCCGAAGCCCGAGACCCAAAGCUGCUUUCCUUUGGGGAUUUGUAGUAAACAUAAGGUGAUAAUUGCCAAAAGUGGUUCUCUCUCAUUAAAACGACCAGUAAAAGUGUAACCUAUUUUUUUGCACAAGGUGUUUCAUUUUUUCUUUUCUUUUUUUUAUGGGAAACCAAGGGAAAAGCACAUUGCAGUCCAUUCAAUGUUUAACUGUUGUGGCUCAUUUUAUGUUAGCACUUGUGUGACAAACAGCUCAGAUGCGACUUCUCCUGUGUGUCACUUAUUCAAAGAACCCAACUAUGCCCUUAGGUAGGAAGAUUUUCCACAUGUCUACUAGCCAGCAGGCAGAGCAGGGUUGAAAAAAAAUCAGCUCCCAAAGGACCUUGUAACCUACUGCAGAAUCAGUUACCGUGAAGCACUACCUUUGCCUGCAGAUGCCAAAAGAGGAAGAAAAAUAACAGAUGGGAGCUGCCCGUUUACAUGUGUUUUGAGCUAUGCUUAAUACACAACCAGAAAGCCAUCAAUCUUCAAAGGCCUCAAAAAUACUUUUAUAAUAACAAGUGCACAAUCUUAGUUGGGUUACUCAAGAUGGCACAAAAAGGUCACAGAGGUGGUAUGCUGUGCUUGUUGGCGCCAAGUGGGGGUGGGGUGGGGGUGGUGUGUUCUUCUUUGUAAUGACUUCCUAUUGGAAAGGCAUUUGACAGCCAGGGACAGGAGCCAGGGUGGGGGUGGUUUUUUGGGAAAGCAGAACUAAAGUUAGCUGUAGUGUCAAAAGAAAAAAAAAUCUUCGUUUUUCAUGUAUGUGUAAUCCAAGAAUAACAAUAGACUCUACCAGACCAGGAGGGUAAGAAUGGACACCAAAAUGAACUGCUCCCUCUGCCACUGGGAAGAAGUGGAAGUCAAGUGGAGCGUUAGGUGGGGACCAAGCAGGCCACAGCCUCUUCCACUUCUCUGUGCACGAUCAGGGCCCCAGAGCCCACUGUGCAUGACUAGGUUGGUGAUACCAGUUUGCAGAAGGGAUUGCUGUUUUCAGAACACUUAGGGGUAAAAUUGCAGGAUAAAUAGAAACUAGUUAGGAUGUUAAUGAAUCUGGGGCUUGACUGGGUAGGAGGAGGUAUUUUAAUUGUUUUUGUUUUGACGAUUAGAGCUACAGACAGCAUGUUUCUUUUAAGUCCCCCCACCUUCCCUAUUUGAAAGCAAACAUUGGGUCAUUUUUUUAUUUUUCCCACAAGAUAGAUGAAUAAUCAGACUGAAUUCUGUGCAACAGGACAAGUCAAAAGAGAAAUGGAAAAGGGGACGAGUAGCAAGGUUACAGGUGAUAUAACAUGGACGUGGUUUGAAAUCAAGUCUGAAGUAAAUUGGAUCAAGCUUUCUAGGCCAGUUCAGUUAUAAGGAAUAAGAGGCAGAAAUUCUUCCAAAAACUUGGGUUACAUUUAGAUUUGGGGGGCAGAGAGGAAAGGAAUGGGAAUAGAAUUACAGUUCUAGCAAACAUCCUGAGAGUCUGGUAGUAAAGACAGAUUAAGUAAAACAGGUUUUACUGUUUAGCUGUGUUCAGUUGAUACAAAAUGUUCAUAACCGUUAGUCCUUUGAGACUGACAGGAUAAUCGUCAGUGUGGUGGGAAACGCUGUAGUGAUUAUAUGCAAGCACUUGGAUACUCUUUAUAUAUCCCUAUUUCUUUAAAAUAAAAUAUGAUGAAAUACAAAGUCCCUGGUCUGAUAAAAGCCCCUAUUGGAUUUUUUGGAUACAUGUAAGAAAUUGCCUGUUUCAGCCAGAAGACUGGUGAAGACACAUAAACCAGACUACGUUGUGAGCCAGGUUGUUUUUUGUUUUGUUUUAAUUUUGUUAUAUGCAGGUGAGUGUUGAAACUGUUAAAAUUCCAAUUUGUUUUCAUUCAGUAUUAGUUUAGUUCUAAAUAUAGCAGACCUCAUCCAGGUGCUAUCAGACGACCAAUUACUGCUUAGUUAACUAGGUGUAAAGUUUUACAUAUACAUUAAUGUCAAUAGUUUAUUACAAGUUGUGUAAAAUGGACUCUAGUUUAAUAAUGGGGGGAAGAGAUUAGGUUGCUCCUGAAACUGACUGUAGAGCAUGUAAAAUGAUUUUACUGGAUUCUGUUCAACUGUAAUCAAUGAAAAAGAUGUAUGUUGUAGACAAAGUUGCAGAAUUAAAGAGAAAUCUGCUUUUAAUUUAUUCUUUUUGUAUUAAGAAUUUGUAUAGUACCUUUACAUUUUGCAAACCAGUGUUGUCAACACUUAUUAAAGCAUUUUCAAAAUGAAAAGA
This is a messenger RNA of Marmota flaviventris (yellow-bellied marmot), 7047 nucleotides long. The record is from RefSeq and is a predicted model, not a curated record. Lineage: Eukaryota; Metazoa; Chordata; Mammalia; Rodentia; Sciuridae.